AUGUCAGGCAUCGGGGAAAUUCUGAAGGCAGUUGGGGAUUUUGGGACAUUUCAGAAACGCCUGGUGCUCUUCUCCGUGCUCCCAUGCCUCAGCCUGGCCUUCCACCAGUUUUGCCAGCUUUUUAUGGUUCCAAACCUGCCUCAUCACUGCAACACCAGCUGGAUCCGUGCCGUCGGCCCCAACCUGACCGAGGAGGAGCAGCUGAACCUCACUCUGCCCCGCGACGCGGACGGAGCGUACGAGCAGUGCUCCAUGUACUCGCCCGUGGACUGGGACCUCGACUCCAUCGUGGCAUACGGCCUGAACGCCACGGAGGAGUGCAGCAGUGGCUGGGUGUACCCCACAGCACAGCAGCCGUCCCUGCUCACUGAGUUCGACCUCGUGUGUGACAGGAAGGACCUGAAUGACAUCUCGCAGUCUGUCUACAUGCUGGGAAUGUUCCUGGGAGCCAUGAUCUUUGGGCCACUAAGUGACAGGAUCGGCCGCCGGCCAGUCCUUCUGAUCUCCAUCUUCCUCCAGGGCUUUUUUGGUUUGGGAGUUGCCUUUGUGCCCCAUUUCUACGUAUACAUGGCCUUCAGAUGUGUUGUGGGGGCUUCAGUGUCAGGAAUCACCAUGACCUUACUGGCCUUAGCUACAGAAUGGGUUGGGGUCUCCUAUCGACCACGUGCAGUGCUUAUUACUCACUGCUGUUUCGCUGUUGGACAAAUGAUUUUGGCUGGCUUGAGCUAUGGGAUUCGUAACUGGAGGUUGCUGGAAAUUGCAGGAUCUGCUCCUAUAUUUGCCCUUUUCUUCUUCAUCUGGGUGCUACCAGAGUCAGCUCGGUGGCUGGUGACAAAAGGCAAAAUAGAAGAAGCUAAGAAGGUCCUUCAGAAGGCAGCAUCCAUCAACAAGCGCACCAUCCCCCUGGGACUCCUUGAGCAGCUGAAGUGUGAGACACAGACCAAGUCUGGACGUUUUCUGGAUCUCUUUCGGAAGAAGCACAUCCGGAAGGUGACUUUAAUCAUGUCGUGUGCCUGGUAA
Oxyura jamaicensis (ruddy duck) is the source of this 1020-nucleotide messenger RNA. Its product is annotated as solute carrier family 22 member 13-like. Gene Ontology annotation, molecular function: transmembrane transporter activity. Gene Ontology annotation, cellular component: membrane. Gene Ontology annotation, biological process: transmembrane transport. The coding region runs from base 1 to 1020 and encodes 339 amino acids. Lineage: Eukaryota; Metazoa; Chordata; Aves; Anseriformes; Anatidae. The record is from RefSeq and is a predicted model, not a curated record. The transcript is spliced from 6 exons.